This is a messenger RNA of Syngnathoides biaculeatus (alligator pipefish), 1739 nucleotides long. RefSeq names its product MCL1 apoptosis regulator, BCL2 family member b (gene mcl1b). Lineage: Eukaryota; Metazoa; Chordata; Actinopteri; Syngnathiformes; Syngnathidae. Gene Ontology annotation, biological process: positive regulation of apoptotic process; mitochondrial fusion; release of cytochrome c from mitochondria. Gene Ontology annotation, molecular function: protein homodimerization activity; channel activity; protein heterodimerization activity. The transcript is spliced from 3 exons. Gene Ontology annotation, cellular component: mitochondrial outer membrane. Bases 141 to 989 code for a protein of 282 amino acids. The record is from RefSeq and is a predicted model, not a curated record.
UCUUGCUGCCUUUCUACAUCAUGGCGGUUGCGGACUCGUGAACUGGAACCAAAAGUGGCUUUUUGUUCAAUUCUGCGACUUUUUUUUUUCCUUCACCCUCCCUUCCUCAACAAAGAAAAGAAAAAAAAACGCCUCUAAAAAUGAGUAGGUUACAGGUCACCGGGCCCUUUAUUGGCUGCCUGUUACCCCAAAAUGGAAUCGUAGACGGCUCGGUCCUCUGCGGCUCUCCCCACGUCCCAAUGGCCGCGGCCUCGUCGCAGCAGCUCCACCGGGCCCCGGCGACCUUGGACUCCGCCAACGGCAACAGCGGGACCGCCAAGCCGCGACCCGGGGCGCUGGAAAUGCCCCCGAAGGUUGGAUUCGCCACCGUAAACCAUUGCAACGACGCCGCGGAAGGCAGUGAUGACUCGUCGCCGGGUACGCCCGACCCCCAGGACGAGCACGCUAACAGAAGCUGCGGCGGCGACGACGCCUUGGACGUCCAGACCAGGAACCUCAUUAGCCUCUUCCUUACUGACUUUACCGGCCUGUCGACGGCUCGCUGGAACAAAAGCAAGGAAUAUUCGACUUUGGAAAGAGUCGUGUUGAGUUUGUUGGAAAAGCAUAAAUAUAAGUACAAUGGCAUCAUCAACAAAUUGUCUCUGGACGACCGAGGGGACAACAUGGGCUUCGUCACUGAAGUUGCCAAGAGCCUGUUCUCAGACGGGACCACCAACUGGGGCCGUGUCUCCAGCCUGGUGGCCUUCGGGGCUGUGGUGUCCCAGUACCUGAAGGAAAAGGGCCAAGGUCACUGCGUGGAGCUAGUGGCCCAGGAGAUCUCGUCAUAUCUGCUGGUGCACCAGCGCAACUGGCUGGUGGAAAACAACUCUUGGGAUGGCUUUGUAGAGUUCUUUCGAGAAGUUGACCCGGAGUCUACAAUUAGGAACACUCUAAUGGCCUUUGCUGGAGUGGCCGGUAUCGGUGCCACACUGGCCCUGUUGAUCAGGUGAAUUUGUUGGACUCUCUAAAGACAUUGUUUUGAAACCACGAUGCUGGAUACAUUUAAGCAACGUCCACAUUUCCCUGGGACAUAAAAGAUGGAAGUGAAGGCAAAGUCGCUGUUGUGGCAGUUGAAUUUUCCCGACUGCAGUUUAAAGUUUGAUCACAGACACGGCCUACUAUUCUCACCAGUUGACUUUGUCCAGCAAUUAGUAGUUAUUUAAUUUACGAAGAAAUUUAUUUUUCUAAUAGAUGUAAAAUAUGUUUCUAUGCAAAUUUGUAAAGGAUUCAAGUCUGAUUUUUGCGCUUGUUUUGUGAUGAGGUUUACGUGCUGAAAACAUUACUCUGCACCAGCGUAGUUGUAUGAAUCUGUAGCGGGAAGCAUGAGCCACAUCUUCCAUGCACAGCGACGACGAAACUCAUUUCCAUAAGUCCCAUAACGGAACAAUCCAGCUUUGUGAGCGGAGCGCGGUGCAUUUGCAUCGGUCUCGCUCGGCACUUCCUCUCGAGUCGAAUCGGCGCCAGGAGUUGAAGAACUGCAGAACUUUCGGAAGUACUGCGGCCUGGAGGUUUUUGAAUCGCAUAAGAGUCGUUCCAAGGACUGAGUUUGAAUUGCAUUGUUAAAAACACCGCGCAAAUACCGUACGUCUUCAGCAAGGGCGAACACUCUGCGCUGGCACGGGUCCAGCUGUAAGCUACCACGACAAUGUGUUGUUGGAACAAAAUGGGUUCAUUAGUUAAUAAAAGAAAAUAACCUGAAA